UCUUUCCAGGCCAAAAAGUUAUUGCUUUAUUGCUUUAACUCUGUUCUCCUCUGUUGAAACUGCAAAAAAAAAUCGCCCGAAGUUUGCGUCUUCUGCUCUCCAAUGGAGGCUCUGGCCUCCUCUGCUUUUACUUCCAAGCUGAGCGAACCCUACCAUUCGCGCCACUCUUCCGUCUUUUCUCGCCCCAAGUUGCCAUGUUUUGAACAGCGCUUCUUCAAAACCCAUCAAAAUUCUAAGUUUCCAAGUCUCUCUAGUCGCCGUAGAGGAUUCCGUUCAGCUAGCAAUGAGGUCUUCGACAGCGGAGAGGGCGAAGAAUUGGAUUUCGGCCAUGGGUCUGUGUGGCAUGAACUCGAGUUGAAACAUAGUAUCGACGAAGUUGGCAUCGACAAGAUGGAUUUAACUGAAAAAGAAGUGACUGGACCUUCUUAUGACACAAAUUGUCAUGGCGGAUUUACAACCAGAGCUGGGCUAUUCAGAACACCAAUUUCAGGUGGAUUGCAUAGCGCGACAUCUUCUUAUGAUUUACCUUGUCCAGAAUUAUCUGUUCGCAACUUGAUGGAGCAGGCUAGGUUUGCUCAUUUAUGCACCGUGAUGUCUCGAAUGCACCAUCGUCGUGCAGGAUAUCCGUGCGGUUCUUUGGUUGAUUAUGCAACUGAUUCAAUUGGGCAUCCAAUUUUUUCGCUGUCACCGUUGGCCAUGCACACUCGCAACUUGUUGGCAGAUCCGAGGUGCACUCUAGUUGUUCAGAUUCCUGGGUGGAGCGGGUUAUCAAAUUCACGUGUGACAAUAUUCGGCGAUGCCGUCCCACUUCCUGCAGAUCAACAGGGUUGGGCUUGUAAACAAUUCAUAGCAAAGCACCAACAGUGGGCAUCCCAGCAGUGGGGAAACUUCUAUUAUUACAGGAUGGCUACCAUUAGGGACAUAUAUUUCAUUGGUGGAUUUGGUACUGUUGGGUGGAUUGAUGUUAAGGAUUAUGAAGACAUUCAACCUGAUAAGAUUGCUGCUGAUGGUGGAGAAAAAAAUUUAGAAGAACUAAAUGAAAUAUUCUCUAAGCCUCUCAAGGAAAUUUUAUCAGCUGAAGGAGAGAUAGAUGACGCGGCCUUCAUAUCAAUCGAUAGCAAAGGCACAAAUAUUCGAGUUCGACAGGGAGCCAAGUGUUGCAUUCACAGGUUAUCAUUUGAGGUGGAAGAUGGUGUUGAGACUUUGGAGGAGGCUAAGAGAGCACUGCAGAGAAUAAUAGUCAACAGAGGAUGCAAGUCAAGAGGAAACUAUAUAAGCCGAUUCUGACUUACUUUACCUUUUUUUUUUCAAUAAUGAAGAAAAAAAUGGCUUAUGAGCCAAAAUCAAAUAGCUGUGCUAUUUUUUGAACUCUUUUUUUUGAUUGUCAGGAAAGUGAAAUGUUUAUAGAUACUUUUUAUUGUUGGGAACUAAAUUGUAAGGAACAGAGUUUUGACUUAGUCAUUUAU
Molecule: messenger RNA, 1466 nt
Organism: Phalaenopsis equestris
Lineage: Eukaryota; Viridiplantae; Streptophyta; Magnoliopsida; Asparagales; Orchidaceae
Exons: 9
Coding region: 103-1287 (394 amino acids)
Source: RefSeq, a predicted model, not a curated record